Prunus avium (sweet cherry) is the source of this 2330-nucleotide messenger RNA. RefSeq names its product putative polyol transporter 4. Gene Ontology annotation, cellular component: membrane. The record is from RefSeq and is a predicted model, not a curated record. Gene Ontology annotation, molecular function: transmembrane transporter activity. Gene Ontology annotation, biological process: transmembrane transport. Lineage: Eukaryota; Viridiplantae; Streptophyta; Magnoliopsida; Rosales; Rosaceae.
AGAGACGCACAAAAAAAAUAAAAAACAUGAGAAAAUGUCCGUGAUGUGUGUAAGAAACGCGGGUCAGUCCAUAAAAAACCUCUUUCUUUCUUUCAUUCACUCACCAUAUGUGGAUUCUAUUCUAGUUCUUACCAAAAAAAACAUCCUCCUCUGUUUCAGAUCCGUGAGAAAACACAUAGAAAAUCCUCUGUUCUUCUCUGGAAAAUUGAGUUGUCUCAGCUUAAGAGCUCAAAACAACAGUUGACCACGUAAUAAAGGUCCUCGCUUUCUCUUCCUCCUCAUAACAACACACAGAAACGGCACAGAGGAGGAGGAGGAGGAGGAGAGAGAGAGAGAGAGAGAGAGAGUCCCAUAUAUUAUAUACAUUGUAGACACAGACCCAUCUAUAUAUCUAGAGAGAGAAGGAGAAGAGGUGAUGGGGUUGGUGGGUGGAGAGGAAAAUAAGAAUGCUACUGAGAAUGGAGUGUCUGGUUCUGAAUUUCCACUUGGGAGCAAGACCAAGUACAAGAGAAUGGAGUCCGAGGUUGUAGACACAGAGGAAGAUGUUCCAUUGACAAAGGAAAACCGAAAUACCAGGAAAUAUGUCUUUGCCUGCGCCAUCUUUGCCUCCCUCAAUUCCGUGCUUCUUGGAUACGAUGUGGGUGUUAUGAGUGGAGCAAUUUUGUUCAUCCAAGAGGAUCUAAAAAUCACAGACGUACAACAAGAACUUCUUGUUGGAAUUUUGAGCAUAAUCUCCCUAUUGGGUAGUUUAGCAGGUGGAAAAACAUCAGAUGCCAUUGGUAGAAAGUGGACAAUUGCAUUUGCAUCCUUUGUCUUUCAGACUGGUGCUCUCAUAAUGGCUCUUGCUCCUUCUUUUGAAGUGCUGAUGAUUGGUAGACUCUUUGCCGGAGUGGGGAUAGGGUUCGGGGUCAUGAUCGCACCUGUUUACAUUGCUGAGAUUUCUCCUGCAAUAGCCAGAGGCUCUCUUACAUCUUUUCCUGAGAUAUUUGUAAAUCUAGGUAUCCUUCUUGGAUACAUAUCAAACUAUGCUUUUUCGGGACUUCCAGUGCAUAUAAGCUGGAGGGUCAUGCUUGGUGUGGGAAUCAUACCUUCAGUCUUUCUUGCAUUUGCUCUUUUUGUGAUCCCUGAAUCUCCAAGGUGGUUGGUGAUGCAGAAUAGGAUUGAAGAAGCAAAAAUAGUACUGACCAAGACAAAUGAGAGUGAAAGUGAUGUGGAGGAAAGAUUGGCUGAAAUACAAUUAGCUGCAGGGAUGGCUAAUGCUGAAAAGUAUGAAGCAAAAGCUAUAUGGAGCGAAAUUUUGAGUCCUAAUCCUGCAGUUCGUCGAAUGCUGAUUACUGGUUGUGGAAUCCAAUGUUUCCAACAGAUUACCGGUAUUGAUGCAACUGUGUAUUAUAGUCCAACAAUUUUCAAAAAUGCUGGGAUCAAAGGCAACACUCAACUUCUUGCUGCAACUGUUGUUGUUGGGUUUACCAAAACUGUGUUCAUCUUGGUAGCUAUCUUUCUCAUUGAUAGAGUGGGCAGAAAGCCUUUGCUUUAUGUGAGCACAAUAGGAAUGACCACUUGUUUAUUUGGUCUGAGCCUUGCUCUAGCUCUUCCAGGAAAUGGAAAACUGGGAAUUGGAUUGGCAAUAUUAACUGUUUGUGGAAAUGUAGCUUUCUUUUCAGUAGGAAUUGGCCCGAUUUGUUGGGUCUUGUCAUCUGAAGUCUUCCCUCUUAAACUUCGAGCUCAAGCAUCCGCCCUGGGGGCUGUUGGUAGUAGGGUCAGUAGUGGUGUGAUUACCAUGUCCUUCCUCUCCGUGUCUCGAGCAAUAACAGUAGCAGGAACCUUCUUUAUUUUUUCAGUGAUUUCAGCUCUCUCUGUUGCUUUUGUCCAUACAUGUGUUCCAGAAACAAAAGGAAAGUCUUUAGAAGAAAUUGAAAUGCUUUUCCAAGAUGAAGGAGAAUGGCAAAGCGGUGAGGUUGAAAUGGGAGAUGCAGAGCGUCUAGUGCAAAAAGCAUGAGUGGGAGGCAUACUUGAUUGCUAAACCACAAACUUCCAUCAGUAGAGCCUGCAAGCCCGAAGCCAUAUUAGGCAGGUUGCGGGUUACACAUAUUUUUUCCUAGUAUACUUAUUUUUCACCAAAUUGUUUGAGUAUUAUUAUACUGAUUUGUCUGCGAAGUGUACCGAUUGCACAUAUUAUAACAGAACCAAAAGAGGUCAAGAUUCUGUCAUCUUGUUCUUGGCCCCCAUGUACUUGAACUUAUUUAGAGCUUCCAUGUUCUUCACCAUGAAGGCUCGUAAGAUAGAAAUCAGAAGGCGUUGAGUUAAUUGAAACAAUAAGGAUUGUGUUU